CGGUGAAACAAAAUUGUGUAGCCUUCUCCACUGCAGAAGCAGAGUAUAUCAGUGCCUCUGAGGCAACUGCUCAAGCUAUUUGGCUUCGGUUUGUUCUUGAAGAUUUUGGUGAGUUACAAACUGAAGCAACUCCAAUGCAUUGUGACAACACUGCUGCAAUUGCAAUCACCAAGAAUCCUGUGUUUCAUCAGAAAACUAAACAUAUUGACAGGAGGUUUCAUUUUAUCAAAGAUGCUCUACAAGAAGGCAUCAUUGAUCUGAUCUACUGUCCCACAGAAGAACAAUUGGCAGAUAUCUUCACAAAGCCUCUCACCAAAGAUCGAUUUAAUUUUCUCAGAAGCAAACUUGGAGUGAAAUCAGCUUUAGACUUAAAGGGGAGUGUUGAAUUAUAAGUCUAUAGCUGAUUAGAAAUAAGCUGUGAUGUUAAUAUGUGUAUGCACUUAUGUUAAAUACUAAGUGAGAAGAUAUAUAGAUGUAAAGGCCAUGAGUGCCAUGUGUGAUGAUCUUAGCUAUUAGCUAAAUGUGUGGCUGAGAUCUGUUUUAAAUGUUUUUGAUCCAGCUCAGUUUUGUAAAGCAAUAUAUCUCUUCUUGCACGUUGUGUGCAAGAGAUAGAGGCAUUCAAUGAAAACAAUGUCCUUCUUCUGAGGUGCUGCAGAACAAAAGAAACAACCAACUUCUUCUCUCUCAGUUCAUUCUUUUCUCCAUUAGAAUUCACUCUAUCAAACACUAACAACUAGUUGGAAUAGAAUCUCGUCUGGAGGAAAUAAAUACAUACUUAGGUACAGGGUUAGAUGAUGUUCGCAUUAUAGGGAUCUGCGGGAUGGGAGGAAUAGGUAAGACAACUAUUGCUCGCGUUCUGUAUGACAGAAUCUGGGGCCAAUUUGAUGGCAGCAGCUUUCUUUCUAAUGUCAGAGAGGUUUCCGAAAAGUGUGGACUAGUUUCUUUACAGAGACAAAUGAUUUCCGAGAUCCUGAUGGAAACAAAUGUAAAUGUAUGGGAUGUCUUCAAAGGUUCCAGUGUAAUAAGACACAGACUGCGGCAUAGAAGGGUUCUUCUUAUUCUUGAUGAUGUGGAUCAAUCAGAACAGUUAGAAAAGUUAGCAGGAAAACAUGAUUGGUUUGGUUUGGGGAGUAGAAUCAUCAUAACAACUAGAGACAAGCAUUUGCUUCUUCGCCAUGGAGUAGAUCAAAUAUACAAGGCUAAGGAAUUGGAUCAAGAUGAAUCUCUUGAGCUCUUUAGUUGGAAAGCAUUUAAAAAAGACCAUCCGGAAAAAGAAUAUCUAGACCUCUCCAACCUUGUCGUAAAUUAUGCUAAUGGUCUUCCAUUGGCGCUUGAAGUUUUGGGGUCCUUUCUGUUUCGCAGGAAUGUAUCUGAGUGGAAAAGUGCAUCGGAUAAACUAAAAGAAGUUCCCAACAUAACAGUUUUCGAAAUACUUAGAAUAAGCUUCGAAGGACUAGAGGAGAUGGAGAGAAAUAUAUUCCUAGAUAUCGCUUGUUUCUUCAAGUUGAAGAACAAAGCUCGAGUAACAAAGAUACUUGACAGCUUUGGCUUUCAUUCAGAUAUUGGAAUAAGAGUAUUAAUUGAUAAGUCUCUCAUAAGUGUUUCGUAUAACAUGUUAUGGAUGCAUGAUUUACUACAAGAGAUGGGUUGGGAAAUUGUUCGCCAAGAAUCUCGUAAGGAGCCAGGAAAACGCAGCAGGUUGUGGCUUUUCGAGGAUGUCUAUGAUGUACUAGUGAAUAAUAAGGCAAGAGAUUUGGUGCAGUUUGAAUUCAGUUACUAA
Molecule: messenger RNA, 1780 nt
Organism: Malus domestica (apple)
Lineage: Eukaryota; Viridiplantae; Streptophyta; Magnoliopsida; Rosales; Rosaceae
Source: RefSeq, a predicted model, not a curated record